AUGUUGUUGCCACACUUAUUGUUGCCACAACCACUGCUGCCACACUUGUUGCUGCCACAACUGCUGUUGCCACACUUGUGGCUGCCAUACCUACUUCUACCUGCUGAUGCUACAGAUGUUGCCGCCACACCCGCUGCUGCCACACUCGCUGCCGCCACACCCGCUGCCGCCACACCCGCUGCCACCACACCGGCUGCCGCCACACCCGCUGCCGCCACACCCGCUGUCGCCACACCCGCUGCCGCCACACCUGCUGCCGCCACACCCGCUGCCGCCACACCCGCUGCUGCCACAACUGCUUCUUCCACACAUGCUCCUACCACACCUAUUGCCACCCGUGCUUCUGCCACCCGCGUUGCUUCCACCUGCACUGCUGCCUUCCUUGUUGCUACCAUACUUACUGUAGUUGCUCCCUGCGAGAUGCACCGGUUGAACAGCGUUGUGCAAGCGAGGCAGGAGAAAAAGGGCGAGGAGGAGGGCAAAGUGGAGGGCAACGAGGGAGUGCGCGAGGAGGACGAGGAGCGGGCGAGGAGGAGGGCAAGGAGGAGGGCAAGGUGGAGAAUGAGGAAGAGGGCGAGUAGGAGGGUGGCGAGGAGGGCGAGGAGGAGAGCGAGGAGGAGGAGGGUGGCAAAUAGGGCGAGGAGGAGGAGGGCGAGGAGGAGGGUGAGGAGAAUGCCGAGGAAGACUCUUCUUCUUUCUUCGUCUUCGUCUUUCUUCUUUUACGCCUUCCUCCUGCUUCCCCUCCUGCUUCCCCUCCUCCUUGCCACUCAUCUUGCCCGCCCCGUCCGCUACUUCCUCGCCGCCCGCCCCCCCGCUUGCUUCGCCGCCCACCCUGCCACCCGCCCCGCUACCCACCCCCCCGCCGCCGCCGCCGCCGCCGCUGCCUUCUUCUUCUUCCGCAUCCUCUCCACCUCUACCUCUCGUCAAAAUUUGUUCAGCCUUCCCCCUUGCCCCUCCCUCCCUUUUCCCCCACCUUCCCUCCCUCCAUUUGGCCAUGCCAUGCCUCUCUAG
This is a messenger RNA of Closterium sp. NIES-65, 1011 nucleotides long. The record is from the annotation of a GenBank genome assembly. NCBI's taxonomy places the organism in Eukaryota, Viridiplantae, Streptophyta, Zygnematophyceae, Desmidiales, Closteriaceae.